GUGCAAUGCGGGAGAGUUGUGGUUAAGGGUGGUGUUAACUGCGUUCUUUGACAAAACGUUUUAAAAGCUAUACUUAUUUUGGCUUUGUCGUGCUAGGCAGCAACAUAGUUAAUUUAUCUGGUUGCCAUGAUUUUGGAUAGUGGUGAUGAAACAUGGGUACGGCGAUCUUCACAAUGACGGCACUUCCGGAGCACCGCUCUGUGUUUGACUGCUUUCAGGACGCGGCUCUCCUUCGGGGUUUGGAGGAGGUGACGACUGUCCGGGUGAUUACUCCCCCACUGCCCACAGAAAAGGGAUCUCACCGGCAAGCAGCGCUAAGCUCCUUAGACAGAGGCCCUAAUGGAGAGGUGUCCGACAAAAUGUUCUGCUCUGCUUGUCAGUGUCCCUUUGACAGUCGGGAGGAGCAGAUGGAGCACUACAAGCUAGACUGGCACCGCUUUAACCUGAGGCAGAGACUGGCGGGCCGCAGCCCCGUCACAGUGGAGGAAUUCGAGAGGAAGACAGGGACAGGCGAUGUGUCCAGCAUCUCCGGCUCAGACUCCGAGGAAGACGCCUCUGACAGUGACUGGGGUCUCCGUGGCGACGAGGACUCAACCCCAGCGGAGACAGAGAGCCCAUCUGAAAUCGAGGCUGGCUGUGGUCGCCUGGCCUGCAGGGCGCUUUUCCGGAACCUGCAAGGACAGUAUCUGUCGGUGUUUCGCUGCGUGCUGUGCAGCAAAAAGACGGACUCGAGCGAGCUGGACCUCGCAACCUCCCUUCUGAACAUCAGCUGCAAGUCAGUCUGGGUCAUUCUCAUGACGGGAGGGGGACACUUUGCUGGGGCCGUUUUUCAAGGGAAGGAGAUCCUGCAGCACAAGACCUUCCACCGGUACACGGUUCGAGCUAAGCGGGGCACGGCCCAGGGCCUGCGGGACUCCCAGAACCACAGUCACGUGCCCAGAUCGGCUGGCGCUGCUCUUCGACGGUACAACGAGGCUGCGCUCGUGAAGGAUGUGCAGGACCUGCUAGAGGGCUGGUCCGAGCAUCUCCGUGAGGCCAGUGUCAUCUUCCUGCGCGUACCCAGCUACAACAGAACCAUGUUCUUUGGAGGUCGCCUGGCCCCCCUGGACAAGAGCGACCCUCGUGUCCGUACGGUCCCGUUCGCUACCCGCCGGCCCACCUUCCGCGAGAUCAGGCGGGUGCACGACUGCCUUUCCACGCUGCACAUCUACGGGAAAGACACUAAAGUCUCCACCAUCUUCAGUCCUCAGAAGAAGGUCUGGAAGGAGAAGGCCCCCAGACCAGUCCCUCAGACAGAUCUAGAGAUACAGGUCACAGCGCCCCCAGUGUCAGACGAGGAGGACACCUCGGGUGAAGGGAGCCCUGAGGUAGAUCUAGAGAUGGUGGAGGAGACCCUGGGGACCCUGGACCUCAGGGAGAGCGAGAUGUACCCCCGCAGGAGGCGUCGGCGGAGGAAAAAGGAGACUCACAAGCCCCCGGGGCAAGAUAUGGGCAGCAGGGAGCCUGAAGAGCAGCGUGAGGAUUGUGAUCAGGACCUCCAUACAGCUGGACGAGGCCACGGCGACAGCCAGGAGGGGGGCGAGGCGAAGGCGUGCAGGAGGCGGCCCAGGAGGACUAAGAAGGCGCAGCCUGCAGAGGAAGAUGUACGCGAUGGGCUGCAGGAGAGCUGGGAAUGCAGCCUGAGGGACGCCCUCUUCACGGCCUGUAAGGUGGGGGACCUGGAUACCCUGCGGCACCUCCUGCAGCCCACGCAUGAGAGCGGCCAGGAGGGGGAUGACCGCUGGCUGCCGAAAGGCAUGUCUCCAGUAGGGGGUGCUCUCAUCCCAGUCCAGCCUGCAUUCCUCAACAUGGAGAUUGACGAUACUGGGUUCACACUGCUGCACGUGGCCUCCGCGGCCGGCCAGAGGGGGGCGAUCAAGCUGUUGAUGGAUGCCGGCAGUGACCCAGCGAGCAGAGACAUAAAGGGACGGACACCAUACAACGUGGCACCUGAGAAGGACACCCGAAACGCGUUUCGCAAGUUCAUGGCGGAGAACCCCGACAAGUACGACUACGGGAAGGCGCAGAUCCCAGGGCCGCUGACGGCGGAGAUCGAGACCAAGAAGGCGGAGAAGAAGCGGGUGCAGAAGGCGGCGAGGAAGCAGCGCGAGAAGGAGCAGAAGGAGGAGAAGAGGAGGGAGGAGGCAGAGCAGGAGGAGAAGAGGAGGUUUGCGGCGCUGAGUGACCGGGAGAAGAGGGCCCUUGCGGCAGAGAAGAGGCUGCAGCAGCAGAUGGCCCCCACGGGGAGCAGCUUCUCCACUAUCCGGCGCUGCUGGCAGUGUGGUGAAUCUCUGACGGGGAAGGUCCCUUUCCAGUACCUGGAUUUCUCCUUCUGCACUCCUCGCUGCGUCCAAGAACACCGGAAGACCCAGGCGUUAAACCCCAAGCCUUAACCUCUGACCUUUAUCCACCUAACUUUCACCUCAUCACACUUUCCUCAGUGGCUUCUCCACCAGAGAGAACUGCUUGACCAGCAGGUGGCCCCAUAUUUUAUGGUCUUGGAAAUAUGCCGCUCAUGGAGAUAAUUUAUAGAUGAUCUGAUUGUUAUCACAGACAUGAACAGAGCUGUGAUUAGCUGCCAUGUUUCAGUGGCUUAUUUUUAUCGGUGUUCGUUAAAUUGGAAUAAACUUCUAGAGAGAUCUGCUUUAAUUAUGUCAGCCCAGAGAUGUCCAUGAAGUUUCUAUAUUUGCAUUUGAAAUAAAAAAAAAUCCCUCUAA
Molecule: messenger RNA, 2756 nt
Organism: Brienomyrus brachyistius
Lineage: Eukaryota; Metazoa; Chordata; Actinopteri; Osteoglossiformes; Mormyridae
Gene: ankzf1
Product: ankyrin repeat and zinc finger peptidyl tRNA hydrolase 1
Exons: 16
Coding region: 153-2432 (759 amino acids)
Molecular function (GO): protein binding
Source: RefSeq, a predicted model, not a curated record